AUGGCGGAAAGUCACGAUGGCGAGGGCGGGGCAUGGGGUUACAGUCGCGUCGAUGGCGGGGAUGUUCCAUCUAGCUCGAUCCACAAUUCGAAUCGAGUUAACACGACACCCGCAAUGUACAAGUACAAUGAGGCAUCUCUCCAGAAUCAAUAUGCACAGGCGCCUCCCACAUUCGCAGCGCAGCAAUCUACGAUGCAGCACAGUCAUUACGCAAUACCAGCAGCGUCGAAUGUCAACUUUGCGCCCCAGAUAACUCAGAAUUAUCCAACCAUUGCGCAAGGAUAUCCCGCGAUGGCAUCCGGACACGUCCAGGAGACGCUGCCGGUGCAGACAUAUUCUUAUCAUCCGCCACCAGCCACCCUUGUCAGUCCACCCCACGUGCCACAGCCUAAACCCACAAGCAACCAUAUACUGUGCAGAUGGCGCCAAUGCGGCCUUGUUCUCGACGACCUAGAACCUUCGGGUAUCGCCCGCCACCUAAAGGAGUACCAUUUCGAUGAUCUCUCUGGCGCGAACCCCUGGCAUAAUAAGAACCGCGGGUUGUGCGAGUGGUGGGAUUGGGACGGCGAAUGUCGUAGAGACAUGAACUAUGCGAGCUUCGCCAAACAUAUCGCAUCCGUACACCUUCGCAGUACUGCAGCACGUUGCCCGUAUUGCCAACAUGAACUAGGUCGGCGCGAUUCACUCGAACGACACAUCAAGAAUUAUUGCUCGCAACGCCCGCAGUGUCCUCCCUUCGAUGACUGCUGUGAAUUUAGUGUCCGCCAGCAAGAACACAGCCCGUGCUGCGUAGAUACAGGUCUGCCGCCGAUGCAAGCCACAGAAGCGAACGGCGGCGAUGAUCGCACAUUCAAUUAUCAGAUCUUUGCCCUGACAGGACCCGUCGGUAGUGCGAGGGGAAGCGAUCUUAUUUUGCAAUUGCACGCGUGGCUCCGCGGCAUAUAG
This is a messenger RNA of Postia placenta MAD-698-R-SB12, 945 nucleotides long. RefSeq lists its product as hypothetical. The record is from RefSeq and is a predicted model, not a curated record. The transcript has 4 exons. Lineage: Eukaryota; Fungi; Basidiomycota; Agaricomycetes; Polyporales; Adustoporiaceae. Bases 1 to 945 code for a protein of 314 amino acids.